Messenger RNA from Encephalitozoon cuniculi GB-M1, 690 nucleotides. RefSeq lists its product as uncharacterized. The coding region runs from base 1 to 690 and encodes 229 amino acids. The record is from RefSeq and is marked provisional. The transcript has a single exon. Lineage: Eukaryota; Fungi; Microsporidia; Unikaryonidae.
AUGAUGAUGCCAAGCAAGAUCCUCUCGCAAAACCUUGAAGAUCUGCAGCCAGUGGUCACUGCAGGAUGCGUCAUCCAGUCGAGUUAUGCAUUAGUGGAAAAUGGAAUUGAUGCAGCAUUGUCGGAUCUUAUUCUUCCUGGAUUCAUGAAUUUCUUUGGGCCAGGGCUGUGUGCUAACAUGGUUUAUAAGCAAGCAGAACUGUCGAAAGAGUCUCUUAUAUCGUACUUUGUUGGGAUGGUUAUCUUCUCGAUGUUUUCCCAGAUGAGGAUCCUUUGGAUAUCAACGGCAGUAUUUCCGGUGAUAGGUAGAGGCUUCAUGCUUAUUGCCCUGAAAAACAACAAAAAGCCCUUCCAUUUAGUUGUUGGGUGGCUAAUGGCUUUGGAAAUGUCUGGGGUACUCAUGCAAAAGUUGCUUUUCAACAAGAAGAUGAAAAUCACCGGAGACAAGGUGGGAGAGAUCUUCAUCUCAAUCCUAGGCUUGGGCCUUGGAAGACUGUAUCACCUUCCAGACUAUACAAUGCUGCUGGUGGUUUUUCUGGUUGCACUUGGGCCUUUUGUCCAGUACUUGCUUUCACUGUCGUUCUUUUCACCGAAAAAGCAGAGAAAGGAAGGAAACAGAUAUCCAAAAAUCAAACUUCCAAAAAGAAGGGCUGCCCAAAAGGCUCAGGAUACACUCAAAAAAACAAGGUGA